Nicotiana attenuata is the source of this 1405-nucleotide messenger RNA. RefSeq names its product UPF0553 protein-like. NCBI's taxonomy places the organism in Eukaryota, Viridiplantae, Streptophyta, Magnoliopsida, Solanales, Solanaceae. The record is from RefSeq and is a predicted model, not a curated record. Bases 158 to 1126 code for a protein of 322 amino acids. The transcript has 7 exons.
ACGUGACCAAUCAAAUUUUCUGAAAGCGUUACGAAUAGCGCAUAAAUGCUAUCGCGAAAUUUCGGUUGGCGCAAACACCACGGGUUCUCAUUUGUCGUCUCCAUUGUUAAGUGCCUACUAGGGUUUUGAUCUUCCGCGGUGAGGUUCUCGGGCAGCCAUGGAAGAAGUUAGGUCCAGCACCGCUUGGGUCUCUACUCACUCCUCUCAUGUUACCGUUGAUUUCUCAGGCAUUGAGAAGGUUGCUGAAACUAUGAAGAAUACAUUGCCGAAAGUGGAGUGGGAUUUUGAAGGGAUACACUAUUUUGAUAACGGCCCACUCACUGUUCAAUACUUAUUGGUCUUGGAUACAUUGAAUUUCUGCUUCUGGCCAGAUGAGGACCUGAGUUAUGAUCAUCUAGCAUCUGGACUGAAGGCUACUCUUGAAAGUGACAAAACUGCAUUUGAUGCUGAUCGUCUACAGAAAUGUACAGGUCCUCAGUUAAGGAAAAUGUUGAACUGGCCGAGAGCACUGCCUUUGGAGGAUGAACGGGUGCGCUUAUUGCAUGAGGUUGGGCUUGAGCUUGAGAGGAGCUUUGAGGGAAAAGCAUAUAAGCUUGUGGAGUCCUGCGACAAAUCUGCUGCAAAGCUUGUAGCUCUUAUUGCUUGCCACUUUCCUGGCUUCCGUGAUCACACGGUGUACAAAGGCCACCAGAUUUUCUUCUAUAAAAGAGCUCAAAUUUUUGCUGCUGAUUUAUGGGGUGCAUUUAAGGGUCAAGGAUACGGUGAUUUUGAAGACAUAAGCUCAAUAACCAUAUUUGCUGAUUAUAUUGUUCCAGCUGUCCUUCAGCAGCUUGGAGUGCUGAGAUAUAGUUUAUCCCUGGUCAGUAUUAUCAAGAAAAAUACUGAAAUUAUCUCAGGAAGUGAGGAGGAGGUAGAACUCCGAGCCUGCUCUGUCUAUGCUGUGGAGAAAAUGAAGGAGUUAAUCAGUGAAAAGACUGGGAAGCAGGUUGGUCUUGCUCAUUGCGAUUAUAUUGCUCUUCUCCUUUCUUCAGUGGUGUUGAGCGUGGAACUGGAUCUUUGGUUAUGGGCUUUUGGUAUACAAUGCCCAUCUCUUCAACACCACAGGACACUCUCUAUCUAUUAUUGACUACAGCAAUUGAGCUCCAUCUCCAUUGCAGUUUUGCAUUCAAAUGAUUUUUGGGUGUUUAGGGAAUUUGACAUUUAUGCAUCUAGGUGUAAGAGUACAGGAAUUAUACAGGAUUCUUUUCCUUCCUAGUGGUGAAUUCACUUUCUUUAAAGAGUAUGGAGGUUGAAUAUCGGUUAUUUAACCUUGUUCAAUCUCAUUAGGUUUCUGUAAAUUGACCUACAUACAGAUUUAUUUUCCUUAAUGGUAAAUGUUGGCUGGAAUGCAUGGCUUUAUGCUUAA